ACGAUCGACGAUGAAGUUCUGGCUGGGAAUUACGUUGGCUCUGUUGGCCUUAGCCCAAGGCAAUGGCAGUGUCUUUGAGAGGACCUUCAAGCGUCUUCAUGAAGAACCCGAACAGCCGGCCACUCAGAACCGAGCUGACAUAGUGCAGACCCUGUGGAUUGAGCAGAAAUUGGAUCACUUUGAUGCCUCAGAGACACGCAGUUGGCAAAUGCGCUACAUGCUCAAUGAUGCUCUUUACAAGUCCGGUGGACCCCUGUUUAUUUAUCUCGGCGGAGAAUGGGAGAUCUCUUCAGGAAUAAUAACUGGUGGCCACAUUUACGACAUGGCUAAGGAGCACAAUGGUCUUUUGGCCUACACUGAGCAUCGCUAUUACGGACAGAGCAAGCCCCUUCCUGAUCUCUCCAAUGAGAACAUCAAGUAUCUUACUGUUAAUCAGUCCUUGGCUGAUCUUGCUCACUUCAUCGACACCAUCAAAUCGACUCAUGAGGGUCUAGCCGACUCUAAGGUCAUCAUUGUGGGUGGCUCCUAUUCCGCUACCAUGGUCACCUGGUUCAAGAAAGUGUAUCCCGACAAGGUGGCCGGCGGAUGGGCGUCCAGUGCGCCACUCUUGGCCAAGGUUAACUUUGUUGAGUACAAGGAAAUCACUGGGCAAUCCAUCAAACAGAUGGGUGGCUCCGACUGCUACCAGCGUAUUGAGAACGGUAUUGCCGAGAUGGAGACCAUGUUCGCAACCAAACGCGGAGCUGAGGUUAAGGCCCUUCUCAAGCUGUGCGAACCCUUCGAUGUCUAUAGCGACCUGGAUAUCUGGACUUUGUUUAGCGAGAUUUCCGACAUCUUUGCGGGCGUGGUGCAGACUCAUAACGCUGGUAAAAUCGAAGGUGUUUGCCAGAAGAUAAUGUCGGGUUCGAAUGAUCUCAUUGGUGUUGCCGGCUACCUGUUGGAUGAGUUCGGUGAGAGCGGAGCCAAGUGCUACGACCUGAGCUAUGAUGCUAUUAUUGGAGUGCUCCUGGACACCACCUAUAACGGCAAUAUCAUGCGCCAGUGGAUAUUCCAGACCUGCAAUGAGUUCGGUUGGUAUCAGACAUCCGGCUCAAGCGACCAGCCCUUCGGCACCAAGUUCCCCGUCACCUUGUACACCACCAUGUGCGCUGAUAUUUAUGGCUCUCAGUAUGGCAACGCGUUCAUCACCAACCAGGUGAGCACCACCAAUGCUUACUUCGGUGGGUUGUCUCCGGGCGUGGAAAAUGUUUACCUAACCCAUGGACAAUUGGAUCCCUGGAGGGCCAUGGGAAUUCAGGAUGCAGAUCAGGCAACCGUCAUUCCAGAGUAUGCUCACUGCAAGGAUUUCAAUUCGAUCAGCUCCAGUGACACGGCUGAGAUGAAGGCCUCUAAGGAACGCAUUGCCGAAUUGGUUCGCGAAUGGGUUAAAUAAUCUGAGAUAACCGCUCAGUUAAUGAAAACUCAGUAUAUAUAUACAUUUCCUACACGCAGCAUAUAUGCUUUAACACAAUCAAGAUAAUCGGCGAUAAGACUUAAAGGAAAAUCUAAUCAAUAUGUGUUACUGAUUGUUGAUUUGUAUCGAUUUGUCAAGAAUAAAACACGCCCUUUUUCAAGGA
This is a messenger RNA of Drosophila kikkawai, 1616 nucleotides long. Its product is annotated as putative serine protease K12H4.7. Gene Ontology annotation, molecular function: serine-type exopeptidase activity; dipeptidyl-peptidase activity. Lineage: Eukaryota; Metazoa; Arthropoda; Insecta; Diptera; Drosophilidae. Gene Ontology annotation, biological process: proteolysis. The record is from RefSeq and is a predicted model, not a curated record.